AUGGCACCAUCUCACAAAUUUUUAACAGACCUUUCCGACGACAUGGCUGAAUUAUUAAAUACAGGUGCUGGUUACGACGUUGUAAUUCAAGUCGGGGAAGAACCGAAUGUUAAAGAAUUCAGAACUCAUUCAGUAAUGCUAGCAGCAAGGCGUCCAUAUUUUCAAACUGCACUGUCAAGUAAAUGGGCUAAAAAACAAGGCGAUAUUUUUGUAUUUCGCAAGCCAAAUAUUUCUCCAAGAAUCUUUAAGGAAAUCUUGCAAUAUUUAUACACUGGGACAAUAGAUUUGGCACAACAAGAUGGCACUGACUUAAUAAAAAUUCUUGUGGCUGCCGACGAAUUGGGCCUUCAGAAAAUUGUAGAAAUAAUAAAACAAUACUUAAUCGAUAAUCAAUCCGAACUUUUAAUUAGAAAUCCCAUCCGGUUCGUCCAAUCUGUAUUCCUUUACGACAUAUGCGCUUCCUUAAGAGAUUAUUGUCUGCAAGCAAUUUGUGAAAAUCCUCAUAUAAUUUUUGGUUCGUCCGAUUACUUAUCGCUUGAUAAAUCUCUCCUUUUACGACUAUUAAAAUGCGAACAACUUGAAAUGGAAGAAAUUGAUAUAUGGCUAAACUUACUUAAAUGGGGAAUCGCACAAAACUCUUUAGCAAUUAAACUUGACGAAAGAAAUCCUGCAAAAAAUUUGUUACAAUGGACCGACAAAGAUUUUAUUGCAUUAAGAGAAUCACUAAAUGAUUUAAUUCCACUUAUUAGAUGGAUACAUAUUUCUUCUGGUGAUUUCUUACAUAAAGUUCGUCCUUUUAAAAAACUUUUACCACAAACUCUUUAUGAGGAAGUUUUAAGUUAUCAUCUGGAUUCUGGAAGUAAACCAAGUUCAAUUGAGAUUUCACCACGAAAGGGCCCAAUCUUUGAUUCAGUUUUGAUGGACAACCAACAUGUUUGUGCAUUGGCGAGUUGGAUAGAUAAUGAAAGCGGUUAUUAUGAUAGGACGACAAACCCUUAUAACUUUAAAUUAUUAUUGAGGGCUACUAGGGAUGGUUUUGAUCCUACAACGUUUCAUAACUUAUGCGAUAACAAGGGGGCAACUAUCAUGGUUUCGAAGCUUUCUUCAACCAGACAAUUGAUUGGUGGAUACAAUCCUUUAUAUUGGUCUCCACUUCCAGAGAUUUCUGAAAAUUCAAGUAUUGCAUCGGCUAGUAGUCCUAAUAAUAAUAGUACGAGUGGUGGUAGUUGGUGGAAGACUUCUUCAGGCUUUUUAUUUUCUUUUAAUGACUUAGAUUUCAAAAUCGCUCGAGUUCAACGACCACAAUAUGCCGUUUAUUAUGACAGAAAAUAUGGUCCUGGAUGGGGAUAUUCUGGUGACCUGAUUAUUAAAGAUUCUGGUUCAAUUUAUAAUAGUCAGAAGUCGAUGACAUAUCCAGAAGCUUCGAAAUUUUUCCCAUAUACGACCUCGUCAGAAUAUGAUAUUGAUGAAUAUGAAGUUUUUCAAGUUAUAAGAAAGCCUGGAUUUAGAGAAAUUGCUGGAGCAAGAUACUAUUCUCGUGGGAUUAUACGAGCAUUGAAAAGACAAAAUUGGAAUUAUUUUUUCAAAGUGUUAAUUAUG
Racocetra persica is the source of this 1599-nucleotide messenger RNA. NCBI's taxonomy places the organism in Eukaryota, Fungi, Glomeromycota, Glomeromycetes, Diversisporales, Gigasporaceae. The record is from the annotation of a GenBank genome assembly.